AUGGGAAAUUGGGAAUCUCAGAUCAAGGGAGAUGUGAAGUCAUUCUGGAUGAAGAGGAUUCCAUUGGCACUUCUUACAACCAUUAUAGAUGCAGACGGUGGUAAGCAUUAUGAGAUCAUGGCAGUGGCAGAGAAAGACAAUGGAGAUGACAAGGAAGAGACAGUCUUUGAUAGCAGUCAACAAGCUCCAGCGAAGAUGGUGUAUACGAUUUUGAACAACCUGGAAUCAAGUAAAUUGACCAGAGUCGAGAAAAGGAACAAAUGGAAAGCAAGUCCCAACCCAACCAGGCAGUUGCUAGCCCGUUGGAUAUUUCAGUCACAGGAUCUGUAUCUCAGGAAGAAAGGGGAGGUUGUCAUUACAUUAUGUGUUAGUGAGGGCAGGAACAUGGGGGACCGGUUGAUCAUGCAAGCUUCUAGAGAAGAACUAUUAAACGCCCAACUUGAAGCUCAUAACAUUGACUGCCAACUAGAUAGGGACCAAAGGAAAGACCAUUUGGAUACACAUGCUGCUGUGAAUAAACUCACAGAUGCUCUACUGGGAAUUGCAAAAAGGUUCCAUGAGAAAAUGUUAAAACAGAGAUCCUAA
Mangifera indica (mango) is the source of this 585-nucleotide messenger RNA. Its product is annotated as trihelix transcription factor ASR3-like. NCBI's taxonomy places the organism in Eukaryota, Viridiplantae, Streptophyta, Magnoliopsida, Sapindales, Anacardiaceae. The record is from RefSeq and is a predicted model, not a curated record. The transcript has 3 exons. Bases 1 to 585 code for a protein of 194 amino acids.